AUGCUUUUGAUUCACGUACAUCACUUAACAGCUCUCGGCACGUAUACAAGUCUGAGUGGUAUAUGGAUCGAAUUACCGUUGCUCGUUCCAUUACUCUCCGAAUCAUGGCAGUUACCGGCUAAACUUAGUUUAGUGAUUAGUUUUGCGUCAAUUGCUCCAAUACUAAUUGUCAUCUAUCGACAUGGACGAGUCAAGAAUGAGAGAGCUCUGGAACAACAACAGUUCAUGGUUGUUAGUUUAGAAAAUGAUAAAGAAAAUAAAACACGUUCAAUAAAAUCUGAAUAUUUUUUAUUAUUAUGUAUACUAUUUUUGAUAUCAACACUCUUGUAUGGCAUUAUACCGUCGAUCAAUAGUUAUACAUUAUAUCCACAUGGAAUAAAAUUAUUUCAUUAUACAGUCAUUGCAGGUUAUUUGUCUUACCCUUUAAUAUCACUUAUCGGCGUAUUCAUUCCAGAAGUAUCCACAAAAGUUAUUUAUUUAUUAACGUUCAUAGGCAUUCUGAUAUUUGUGUACAUAUUUUUAAAUGCCAAAUUGAGUCCCUGUCCACUGUUAGUCGAUACAAUGUCUGGAAAAGUUUUAAUUAGUUUCAUGUGGGUGAUGAUUAUAUUAAUAUUUUCCUAUGAACGAGUCGCAUUAGGAAAUUAUUUUUGUCGAACACAUGGUCACAAUGGUUUACUGUGGUUUGGUUUAUUAACGCAGUUGGGCUCGUUACUUGGUGCUAUGCUGAUUUAUUUAUUAACUGUUACGUUUAAAUUAUUUAAAGAACAAAACUUCUGCGAACGGUUGAGUUGUGGAAAAUUAUAG
Molecule: messenger RNA, 804 nt
Organism: Didymodactylos carnosus
Lineage: Eukaryota; Metazoa; Rotifera; Eurotatoria; Philodinida; Philodinidae
Source: the annotation of a GenBank genome assembly